AUGGCACCUCUCCCCUCCACCACGCACACUCUCACCACCCGCCUAAGCGCCCUCUCCGAAGCCAACAAAGGCGUCGGCCAACUUAUCCAACGACUAGCCAAGCUAGACUUCCAGCCAGGUUCGCAACCACUCGACAAUUCCGACGAGGGCGACGUGAGGUUGGAACUCAGUGCCGAAAUACACGAGACUCUGAAGGGCAUCGAGGAGGAACUUGAACUUCUGAGGCAAGAGGUCGAGGACGUUACGUCACAAGGAGGCAUUACAGGAAGAAGGCGGGAUAGCAGCAAAGACAGCGAAAGGAGUAGACUUGCUGUACUACUUGCGAGAUUAACCGAGGACCUGAAGUUAUCGCGAUCACAAUAUCGGAAAGCGCAACUCACAGCCAAGCACAACGCCGACCGCGCAAAGCUCAAAGAGCGCGAACUCCUCUUCUCCAACCUACAAUCAGGCUCCUCCACCCCAUCUUCCACAUAUCGCCAGAGAAAGCAACAACAAGGGCUAUCGGAAGGCGAAGUCGUCGCGCAGGCUUCUUCAGACGUCACAUCUGCUCUGCGCCGGACAGCCCAGUUGAUGAAAGACGAGCUAUCACGCUCACGAUUCGCACAAGAAACACUCGAACAGACAAACGCCGCACUACAAGAUCUUGGGGAGCAGUACUCAGAUCUGAACACCCUACUAGCCAACAGCAAGAACUUGGUCUCGACACUCCUGAAGAGCACAAAAAGCGACACGUGGUAUCUUGAGACCACCUUCUACAUCCUCAUAACGACUAUCAUCUGGCUCGUCUUCCGCCGCUGGUUAUACGGACCGCUCACCUGGUUCAUCAUCUGGCCAGUGAAACUUACCUUUCGCAUCCUCUUCGCCGUCCUACCCUUCGACGCCGCAUCCUCAGCCGCAUCCUCGAGUGUCGCAGUGGCAUACCCCGACGCGAACCCAACGCCCAAGGACACUACAUACCUGUCGGUCGCGGAGGCGGAGUGA
Messenger RNA from Alternaria infectoria, 981 nucleotides. RefSeq lists its product as uncharacterized. The record is from RefSeq and is a predicted model, not a curated record. Bases 1 to 981 code for a protein of 326 amino acids. Lineage: Eukaryota; Fungi; Ascomycota; Dothideomycetes; Pleosporales; Pleosporaceae. Gene Ontology annotation, biological process: retrograde vesicle-mediated transport, Golgi to endoplasmic reticulum. The transcript has 3 exons. Gene Ontology annotation, molecular function: SNAP receptor activity. Gene Ontology annotation, cellular component: endoplasmic reticulum; SNARE complex.